Cuscuta campestris is the source of this 2237-nucleotide messenger RNA. The record is from the annotation of a GenBank genome assembly. Lineage: Eukaryota; Viridiplantae; Streptophyta; Magnoliopsida; Solanales; Convolvulaceae.
AAUCAUCUCAUAAAAUAUGUUUUACACAAAUAAACUAUUGUUUUCGUUUUAAGAGUCAUAAAAAAUAUCAAGCGGUUUCUCUCUCUAGCCAUGGGGAAGAGAGGGCUACCGUCAAAAACAAUCGGAAAAGCUUCAGAUAAUCCGAGCUCUGAUGAAAUCCAGCAAUCGCCGUCUACAUCGAAAGCAUCUAAUUCGAAAGAGAGGGAGGUGGAGAAUCAGAUUGAUAGCGAAAAGAAUGAAGAUUUGAAGGAUCAACUAGCCAGCGUGAUUACUAAACCGGAUCCAAAUAAGAAGAAAACAUUUGCAGAAGUUGUAGGAAUUCAGGAGGACCUGAAUCUAAAUCUGUCCUUUAUUGCAGCUGAGGAACUUGAUGGUAAGCAAAUUAUUCGUUUAUCCAUGGAUGAUGUGAUUGAACCUGGAAAAUACUGGAACUCUGCUUUAGUCUGCUGCAUUUUAGGAGCAAAUCCUCCAUUGGAUAUAAUAAAAGGAUUUCUAUCUAAAAUAUGGAAAACCUAUGAUAUUGAGGACAUAUCCUUCUUAAAGGAAAGUCAAUUCAUUGUUAGAUUUGCUAAGGAGGAAGACAGAGAUGAAAUCCUCAAAUGCACCUACUAUUUCAUGGACAAUAAGCCUGUUUACGUACAGAAAUGGUAUCCAGGAUGCAAAGUGGAUGUAAUGUCUCGUAAGGAUAUACCUGUAUGGGUACAAUUCUCAGAACCGGAAAUGAAAUACUGGAGUUUAACAGGCCUAAGAAAACUUGGAAGUGCUAUAGGGAAGCCAGUGAAAAGAGACAAAGCCAGAGCGUCUAGAAGGAAAUGGUCUUAUGCUAGAAUCCUAAUAGAGGUACAGGUUAAUCAAACUUUUCCUGACCAAAUCCACUUCCUGAAUGAAGAGGGAAGAAUUAUCUCCCAGUCUGUGAAAAAGAAGAACCCUCCUACAGAUGCUCCAAAAAAGCCAAAAUAUAUUUGGAGACCAAAGGAUACUAAGAAUGAAGAAAAGGUUGCUGAGGCCAUUAAACCAACUCCUGUGCAAGUCCAUACUGAUCCACAAAACAGCAAGGAGUCUGUCAGUAAUGAGGAGGAAGGAUUCAUACAGGUUAGUAAGAAGAAGGCUGCAAGGAGAUUUUCCCUGGACAGCAGUGAUAUAAAUCUGGAAGGAAUACAUGCUGAUCUUAGAAUCUGGGUUGUUUGGGAUCAUAAUAAAGUCUGUAUUAGAGUGAUAGAAGAAACUGAUCAGUUUAUCCACUGCAAAGGGAGGUUUGUAGGAGAUGAUCAUGAGUUUUUUGUGUCCUUUGUCUAUGCACAAAACGAGGCUAACAGGAGGAAAGAACUAUGGGAUACAUUGUUGAGAAUAUCUACAAAUGAAGCCUGGUGUGUACUAGGAGAUUUCAACACUGUCCUCAACUUGGAUGAAAGAAUAGGAGGAAAUAUCACAAAUUGGGAAGAAACUAGAGUGUUUAGGGAAUGCUUAAACUGUAACACCCCAAUCCGUAUAACCCGGAAUUACACGAAUUAAGGUAAAACGAGAGUUAAAUAAAAAUUUCGCUUGACAUUCGAAAAUGACAAUUACUUAUAAAUAUUAAAUUUAAAGACUCUGGAUCGCGACCCAUUUAAAAAUAUUUUCAGAGUAAUACGGAAAUACAAUAAUAAUCAAAUCAUGACACAUUUUAAAAUCUGAUGAUCAACAUUUGCCUGCCAUCCUUGCAUCUCCUCUGACUCAAUGCCCUCCGGGAGUGGUUCCAUCAUUGUCUUCUUGUUACCUACGUGUAGUCAACGAAAAAUACAAACUACACGCUCAGCGAAACCGCUGAGUGGUACCAUGCUAGAACUGUAGAAUGAUUCUCAAACAUAUACAUAUACAUAUAUAUACGUCCACAAAAUGCAUAGUAACAUUCAUGAUAUGACACAUAUUAUCAUAUGGUCAAUUUGAUGAAUCAUGAUGAUAAAUAUUUAAUGAUAAUUACAUGAUGGCACAUUUAAUCAAUUUGCUUGUGAGGAUGAUUACAUGAUACCCAUGUAAUCAAUAUACUUUUUCUUGAUGAUGAUUACAUGACACCUAUGUAAUCAAUGUAAUUGUACUUGAUGAUGGUAACAUGAUGCAUGAUCCUAUAACUUGCAAGGACACCCUUGCGCUAUGAGAUUCGCCCAUUUGGUACGACGAACUCACGCGGCCUUAGUCUCACGAAUGAGGAGAGACUAGAAAAAUAGGGGUGGUACUCGAAACCUGAACACCAUGUACGU